Molecule: messenger RNA, 1914 nt
Organism: Schistosoma guineensis
Lineage: Eukaryota; Metazoa; Platyhelminthes; Trematoda; Strigeidida; Schistosomatidae
Source: the annotation of a GenBank genome assembly
AUGAUGAAUGUCUUUCAGGAUAUAACACAUCUUCAACAUGUGAAUGACGAGUCUUGUACACAAGGAUCAAGUUCAGAGCAACCAGUCAGGAAUGAUAGUCUGAGACCCAUGUUUGGUGCGUCAGAUGAAUUAUCUUUGUUUUCAGCCUGUGGUCUUGGCGCACAUUCCAGUUCAUUUGUUCAGGCUUCCAAGAAUACAUCUAAAAAGUUGGUUUCUAGCAACACAGUCCAACCUCCAACAUUUCCUCUGCAACCAGAGUGGAUAUACUCACGCGGGACGCUUUGGGAUGACUUCCUGUCGAUUUCACUUAAUUCAGAAUCUUUCCAGCAACUCCCCAUCGAAUCUCUUUCAAAUGCAGUCCAGGAAUACGCUGUUGUUAGCGAUCUACUACAGUGUUUGCAAGGUAACCAAGGAGUUUACAUCAAACCUCUGCCUUUAUCGAAUCGUUACGCAGUCCGAUGUUUUAAAGUAGAUGAAAAAAUGACCGAUCGUUAUGAGCUUCCUACGUGUGAAGAACUUGUUUAUAAUAAAGAGCAUUCAGUGUUUCUUGAUAAAAUUGACCAAGCUCAUCUGUACGCAAGCACUUUAUUAUUGAAAUUGAUGCUACAACAAAAGGAUUUAAAAGAACACCUAAAAUCUGUUAAGCGUUUCUUUCUGUUGGAUCAAGGUGAUUUUAUUGUUCAUUUUAUGGAUGCCGCUGCAGCAGAAUUACGUAAAAAUAGCGAAAUUAUUUCUCAACUACGUUUAAAUUCUUUAUUGGAAUUGGCACUUCGUACUAGCACUGCUAAUAGUGAUCCAUUCAAAGAUAAUUUAUCCGUUGUGAUAUUUCAAUUUGAUUUAAUCUCUCAAAUUUUAAUGGUUCUACGAGCUGGAUCAGAAGACGAACCGGACGUCUUACCGAUCGAGGAUAAAAAUCUUUCAGGACUAGAGGCUUUCUGUUUGGAUUAUAGAGUUGGCUGGCCUAUUGAUUUAGUGCUCAAUCGUCAAGUAAUGGAUCGCUAUCAAAUGCUUUUCCGUCAUCUUUUAUACUGCAAACAUGUUGAGAGAUUACUAUGCAACUCAUGGAUUCUAGGCAAACUUGCUCGUAAAUGUGAUAACCUUAUGACUACCUGGUUUACAACCGCUUUCCUAUUGGCCCAACGAAUGCUUAUUUUUAUUCAACAUUUCCAAUAUUACAUGUCUGUUGAGAUCAUUGAACCAGCAUGGCACAAUUUUUUCAAACGCGUUGACAAAGUAUCUAAUUUGGACUUACUUUUAGACUCACAUCUACAUUUUUUGGAAGUAUGUAUGGAUGAUUGUUUACUAGCUAGUCCUGAUCUAUUAAGUUUAGUUGGAAAAUUAUCUGUAGCCUGUGUAACGUUUGCUAAUUUUAUCCAACACUUGGCGUUCUCUAUAACAGGAGUCAAUUUAUCAUCAUCUGGAGAUAAUGAUCAAUGUAUUGUUUAUUUAUCGCGGCAUAGUAAUGAUAUGGAAAGGCCUUUCCUACACGAUCCAACACCGUCAUCAAAUUUAGGUCGAACAAAGAAUGAUUUAAAAUAUGCACCUCGUGAAUCUACCACUAGUUCAGUAGAAUCUAUGAUGACAAAGGUUACUAGAGAAGAGUUUGGUAGAAUGAGUUUGUCAGAUGAUAUGGCUAAAACGGUUACAAACUUUGAUACAAAUUUCAACAGAAUGUUAGUUGAACUGCUUGAAAAGAUCAAACAAUAUGCUAAGCAUCACAGUAAACUGUUAAGUCUAGUAUCAAGACUCGAUUUCAAUGAAUUUUACACUGAAUUUGCUAUGCAGUAUGAUCAGAGCGAGCGAUCUCCUGAAUCACCCGGUGAUCAUGAACCGUCUCUUGAUAAAGAUACCCUUGUCGAACACAAAUCAGUACCACAAACAAACUCGGAAUCCGACAAUGAGGAUUAUAUAUAA